Molecule: messenger RNA, 405 nt
Organism: Acaulospora morrowiae
Lineage: Eukaryota; Fungi; Glomeromycota; Glomeromycetes; Diversisporales; Acaulosporaceae
Source: the annotation of a GenBank genome assembly
AUGACCGAUGAAGAACUCGGAGAGUUAAUUGAUUUCGCUCUAAACAUAGUAAAUAAACUUGAGUCAGAAAAUAAAGAACAUUUAAAUCAAAUUGUGCGACUUGCGGUAGAUAAAAACGAUGCAUUUAUGAAUAUUUGGCGAGCUUUAGAUACCUCAAAAGAUGAAAGUGCGAAAAUUCGAAAGUUCAUUUCUUUAAUGAAUAUCCGCUUUAAUAUGGAAGAUUCCAUUAUCUUGACACAUGCAUCUUUUUUGCCGAUCACGAUUAACGAUGUCUUCGAGUUUCUUAACAUCCUUACACCAGCUAGUGCUAUGAAAACGAUGCUGAGCCCCUUGCAAUUUGAUGAUUUUAGAAGAAAGCAUCAAGCUCUGAUCCAUUCAAGAAAGAAGGGCGAUAUUCGAUCAUAG